AUGGCAUCACACGGUGUGAAUCCUUGUCCCUCUGAAGCCUCUAGCAUCUCAUCAACUUCCAAAGAUGAGAAUAUGGCCAUGAAACUGAGUGAGAUUGGUCUCAAGCCUGAACUAGAUCAGGCUUCCAGUUCCAAACCCUUGGCGCUGCUAGAUCUCUUGAAGCUUUCCAAUGGCGAUAAGGUUGCUGCUCCUGAACCAAAGGUUGAACUUGAUCUGUUCAACCCAUCAGGUAAUAAUGUUGUUGGUUCAUCUAAUUCUAGGGUUCAUGACACUGAAGGCAUUGAGGAAAACGAAAACUCAAAGACAGAGGCAAAGAGUUUCUCAUGCAACUUUUGCAAGAGAAAAUUCUCUACCUCACAAGCUUUGGGAGGGCAUCAAAACGCUCAUAAAGGAGAGCGUGCCUUUGCAAAACGUUGUCAAACCCUUGGUGUCGGUGCUGGUAGUUUUGAUCACUUUCCUUAUUACUAUUGGAGGAUGAAGAGAGAACUGCCACGUUAG
This is a messenger RNA of Gastrolobium bilobum, 498 nucleotides long. Its product is annotated as zinc finger protein 4-like. The transcript has a single exon. Lineage: Eukaryota; Viridiplantae; Streptophyta; Magnoliopsida; Fabales; Fabaceae. The record is from RefSeq and is a predicted model, not a curated record. Gene Ontology annotation, biological process: negative regulation of abscisic acid-activated signaling pathway. The coding region runs from base 1 to 498 and encodes 165 amino acids.